ACCCCGCCCCAGCACUCCCUCUCUCUUCUCCACUAUGGACAGAGCUUCCACCCAACUAGCAGCUGCCAGCCCACAACGACCCAGCUGACAUGGGGAUCUUCGGAGCGAUGCAGCUGUGCUGGAUGAUCCUCUGCUUCCUCCUGCUCCAAGGCUACAACUCCCAGCCCACAACAGCACAGCCAUCUGGCCCUCAGGGAACCUUCAGCAGUCUCAGUCUGACCACAGAGCCAACUUCUCCCAACACAGGAAAUAGUCUUUCCUCAGAGCCCAUCUAUUCAAGCCCUCCGUGCAGCACCAGUACCCCAGCAGCGCCAGAGGCCUCACGGACCCCUGUGCUAGCCAGUGAAUCCACGACGUCAAGGUCAAGCACCAUGGAUAGCCACGCCUCAUCCCUGCUAGACCUGACUCAGCCUGAGCCACAGAAGCACACGUCAGGACUUGGCACAGGUGUCCCAAGCAGCAACAGCAGCAGUGGCAGCACAAGUGAAGACACCUCUCAAAAUGUUACUCCCAAAUCAGCGACCAUGAGCCUGAGGACAAGAGAAGACUUGACCAUCCUGCCCAGUCCCACGUCAGAGACAGUGCUCACUGUGGCUGCGUUUGGUGUUAUCAGCUUCAUUGUUAUCCUGGUGGUCGUGGUGAUCGUCCUAGUCAGUGUGGUCAGUCUAAGGUUUAAGUGUCGGAAGAACAAAGAGUCUGAAGAUCCCCAGAAACCAGGAAGUUCCGGGAUAUCUGAAAGCUGCUCCACAGCCAAUGGAGAGAAAGACAGCAUCACCCUCAUCUCCAUGAAGAAUAUUAACAUGAAUAACAGCAAAGGAUGCUCUUCAGCAGAGAAGGUUCUUUAGAAGCAACUUUGGGUCCCCAUGAAGCCAAGAGCGAUGCAGUUGACCAGGGACUAAAAGGAGAACAGCAAUGGGAUCAGCACGGCAUUGUAAAUUAUUUAAUUGAGUCACAUCUACUCCGAGGUCUAGAGGAUACUGGCAUUCUUCCAGAUUGGGAGCAACCUAGCAAUAUGAGGGACUCCCAGGUGAAAUACAGCCUGCUCCUCCCACCUCCUCAAAGUCACAGGAAGGAGGUACAGAACAAGAGCAAGGAAACAAGAGCGUACAGAACAAGAGCAAGGAAAACGACAAAGUGGACUACUUUGCAUUAAAAUUAUUUUCUGGCCUGCUGUCUACUUUCUUUUAAGUUCUACGCCUCCAUGUGCUUUUCUUAGCUACUUUGGAAACUUCUUUCUUUUUUUUUCCCAAAGAUUUAUUUAUGCAUACAAGAACUGGGGUACAGACCAGAGGUGUGGGGUGGGGGGUAAGAGGACCCACCAGAGACAGAGCAGGGAACAGAACAGGCAGAUUGACUGAAAUACACUGCUGAGGGGAGCAGUGGGUGAGUCAGGAGAGGUCUGCCGCGCCAUGUGGGUAGUUCCCUGGCCAGCCAGGGUAUGGAACUGGUGCUGCAGAGGCUGCGGAUAGCUUCACAGUGCUGUGCUCCCCUUGUGCUACCAGGGAGGCCCGGAACCUUCUUCCUUAGGCAAGGCAUAUAUGCAACUUUCUACUUCCAUGGGGAGCUCUCUGAGAAACCUGGGAGGUGGGGGAGACAUUUUGUUGGGCGGGCCUUGGGUCACCUGAUUUAUUAAGUAGGACCGAGGUGACUAAGCACCGCAACAGAGUGGGGCAAAAAGGACCUGUCAACAGUGACUGAUGAUCACUGCUAAAAAAGUUUGAAGUUUGGAGAUGAAGAACAUGGAACAACAGUUUCUGGCGAGGAAAUGCCAGUUGUGAGUGCUGAAUAAUAUGAGGGCUGAAUAAUAUGAGGGCAAGUCUGCCUGCUCCAGGCAGACCCACACUCUUUGUUCCUGGCCAUGGGAGUAUCACUGGGAAGGUUUGGAGCAAGCACGGGUCUAUGAUUUCACAAUCAAAAACCCACCCACUUGACCCCACGAAGUUAUUUCUGUGCUAGAACAGAAAAAAAGGAACUAGGUACUUUGGAACAUUUUUAAAACCUACUAUAAAGUCACUUAAAGGGGAGGAAGAAAAGAAAGAAGUUACCUGUAUUUUUAGUAAUCGGCAUCUCUGUUAUGACUGGUUUGGAAAUGUAUCCUGGCUGGCAGGAGUCAUCUGUGUAUGUCUGUAUAGGGUGUUCAAUUCCA
Talpa occidentalis (Iberian mole) is the source of this 2146-nucleotide messenger RNA. It is a transcript of the gene ECSCR, whose product is annotated as endothelial cell surface expressed chemotaxis and apoptosis regulator. Gene Ontology annotation, cellular component: plasma membrane; cytosol. The record is from RefSeq and is a predicted model, not a curated record. The coding region runs from base 90 to 845 and encodes 251 amino acids. Gene Ontology annotation, biological process: negative regulation of angiogenesis; positive regulation of proteasomal protein catabolic process; positive regulation of endothelial cell apoptotic process. The transcript is spliced from 11 exons. NCBI's taxonomy places the organism in Eukaryota, Metazoa, Chordata, Mammalia, Eulipotyphla, Talpidae.